This is a messenger RNA of Caenorhabditis elegans, 429 nucleotides long. RefSeq names its product PAN-3 domain-containing protein (gene C50A2.7). NCBI's taxonomy places the organism in Eukaryota, Metazoa, Nematoda, Chromadorea, Rhabditida, Rhabditidae. The record is from RefSeq and is marked reviewed. The transcript has 3 exons. Bases 1 to 429 code for a protein of 142 amino acids.
AUGGCGAUAAUUUACGGAAUUCCAGCAGAUACAUUCCAUAUGAAUGCAACAAGAUGGUACUCUUUCAAUUUUACAGAAUGCGUAGUAGCAUGUCAGGAGAAUCCUGAAUGUGUGGUAGCGUACUCGGGAAACCAAAACUACUUUAACUACCCUUAUUACAUCCAGCCGGAUGUAUUCAGGUACGAUGGGCCGAGUGACGUUUCUAUUGUUGCUCUAAAAGUUGCUCUAUCUGGAGCACAAUGUCCACGUGGAAAAAAUGCGCCAACUUUUAAUAAUGUGCCAGCAAAAGGCUACCUUGUACUUUCCGAUACUGCACAAGUAUAUACAUAUUGCAAAUACAAUUUCACUUUGGUGGGCACCAAGUUGACUUUUGCCCAUGAAACUGGGAGUUACGAUUGGGAUUUUAUCAACAAGUAUGGGCAGGGGUGA